Molecule: messenger RNA, 4146 nt
Organism: Ilyonectria robusta
Lineage: Eukaryota; Fungi; Ascomycota; Sordariomycetes; Hypocreales; Nectriaceae
Product: CHAT domain-containing protein
Exons: 1
Coding region: 1-4146 (1381 amino acids)
Source: RefSeq, a predicted model, not a curated record
AUGGACUAUACGACGGUGUGCGAUUUCUUCGGAGGCUCCAUCUUCCACGAUGACCUCCGUGGAAAUUUCGUCGAGACACAGCAACGAAUAGACCAGUUGAUCUCCGCGAUCGACCAUCAGUCAGAUGACGAGAAGAAUGCAUCUUUCUUGUUACAAGCCGUCCAGUUCGUGAUGCAAGGAAAUCACAAAACCGCGCAGGCGUGGCUCGACAAGAUCGGCGAGGUUCCGGAAACAUCUCCACGAUGGCGCUUUAGGAAGUCGAGUUACCAGAUUCUGAACAUCGCCAUGGCCCGCUCUCCCGCUAUCGGAUGGCCGGUGCAUUUGAUGGAGUUCCCCGUCAAUGAUAUCUGGAAUCCUAAGCCGUACCCCGCCAGCGACGUGAAAAACGCCAUCAUCGCUUCAAGGGAUCUUCAACAGCACGCUUCACCUGUCGACUUGUUUGAAAGGGACUUGUUUGCGUACGUAUUCGGAGUUUCACAUCUGGCGUUCCGAGCACAUGAGUACCAGACCACAACGGGAGGUGGUAAUGAGGUAUGCGAAGCCUUGGGGGAAUUAAACGACGCCAAAAUUAUAUUGGAGGGUGAGCAACUCAGCUUUCUAAGCUUGCGAGGUAGAGCGCUGGAUUUGCAGCUCACAGCAACGGAGACUUUCCUACAGAGGUUUAUGCUGGAGGCAAACAAGGCCCUACCGUCUCUGGACAAGGGUGCAUUUGCCCGUCGGCUGCGAGGAUUGCGGGAAACUUGCGAAGCACGGCACGAUGACCUAGGAGUCGCACAAUGUGUGAUGGCGAUAGGCGACAGUUUGGUCUCCGGGCAACAUACCUCCCCAUUGUUUUUGAAUAUGCAGAUCGGAGACAGGCUGGACGAAGUCACUGUACGGACCGCAGAGGCACUGUAUCUUGAACCACUGCUCACUGCUGGUUCUCCCUGCCUACCAGACGACGGUGGUGUAGUUGAAAGUGAUCUCGAGGAACAGUUGCCCGACAUUCCGCAGCACCCUACGCUCACUGGUUCUGGAUUUCCAGAAAUUGCCAGUUUAGAUCAGAUCAAGGAAGCCUGGAAAGCCUACAGUCGCGCAGAGUCCAUCUAUCAGCGAGCCGGCCACUCUCGAGGUCUCGGUGCGAUCAAGCUCCGUCGAGCGUGCCUACUGAUGAUCGUUCGGUCCAACUCGGGAGUCAUGUGGGCGAACAAGAGAUAUACAAACGAUUUGGAGCGGCACAUCACAGAGCUACUCCGAGAGGCAGCACAGCUUUUCUCCUCAAAUGCUGAUAUCAUACACGAAAAGUUGGUCCAGGUUCACCUCCUUAUUUUAGAGCAGCUAUCAACGGAGUCUGCUGAGCAAGCUCGAGAGACGGGAGCUUCGGCAGAGGACAACGAUGCAACGAUGCUCCAGUGGUAUUUAGCUACCUUUGCCCAACGGCUCGGAGACUACUACCGAUACUUCUGUGGCUCCAGCUUGGGAAUGCAUUGCUAUGAAAUCGCUCGACUUCUCUGCAUUCGAGCUCCCACGCUCAACUUUACCUGGCUUCAGAGCCUCGAUUCUCUCACGGAAUUCUCCCUGGCUUUUGGUUUCAGUCAAGUGGCAAAGGCGUCGAUAGCGACGAUGCAAGAAAGUCUAGACAAUAUCUUGGGAAGGCUAAGGGCAACCCAGCGCGUCAAUGCCGACGAUGUAGGUGUUUGCCGUUGCUGUAAGAACCUCCGUUGGUAUCUCGUUCACAGGCUAGUACGCCGGGUCCUCUCAACCUAUACUACGAUGGGCCUCUUUACGAAAGAGGUUGCAAACUCGGUCAAGACUCUUUUGGAGAAGCUGGACGACAUUCCAGAGGACCUCUUUACAACAAUUGAUCUAGAUACGAAAGACCUUGUCGAGAUCUACGCUGAACGGGCACGGUGCUCGCAUCUAAUGGAGGAUGGUAAUCACUCGUCCUUUGAUGAAGUUGCGCAAAACAUGGUUGAAUCAUAUACACGACGGUCAUCGUUCGAUGUGCUUGAAGCAUGCUCCAAGUUCAUGGCAGACAUUUCUGAGGAUUCGAUAUCGAUGCAACAGUUUGGGGAGAAGUUUGGUAGAUUGGAGCACCGGCAACUGUCGGCCUUUCACGAAAGAGAGACUUUCAGCCAGUUGAAUGGAGCGUCCAAGGAAGAGAUGGAAGCCGUGAACUCCGUAACAGAGAUAUUCCUCGUGGAGCGCGCAAUGGGGACCUGUAUCUUCCUGAAACGAUGGGAUCAGGCUGAUCAGCUCAUGGAAAUGCUAACAUCGAAACUUGCUGGCUAUGCAACAUCGGUGUAUUGCCCGACGAUCUCAUUGCCCUGGCAGCGUCGAUUAUGGGCUGGCUUAGUCGCAGAGCACAAAGGUCGAUACUACGACGCUCUCAGAUUAUAUUUCCAAAGCUGGUAUUUCGCCACAGUCAAGCGCAUGGACGAUAUGGAUCUCGAGCAGAAGCGCUUCCAGAUGACAUUCUCGGACCGUGCAAGGAUAUAUUCGUGUAUUGCUCGGCUUUGCGUAUAUGUUCGAACUCAGCGGUUUAGCCUGCCCGAGCCGACAAGCACGACUGACCAGGACCUGAGUCUUUUAAGUGCGACUUCGAGUGCGAAUAUCCCCCCCGAGAGCGCAGACGAGACGGCCAUAGAGUGGCUAGAGCUGGGCAAGGCCAGAAACACCAUGGCCUUGCUUGCGCUCUGGAAGAACGACCCGCCGGGAUCCAACCUGAGCAAGUGGCUUGAGCUGAACCGGAGAAUGGCCCUGUGGACAGAGCUUCAAAGCCGGGGCGCCAUGCGAACGCAAGACGAGGAAGCAGAGUUUCUGCAGCUCGAUCAGGAAGCAGUGGAGAUGGAGAGAUUCUUGAUCGAAAAUAUCGGUGUCCUGCCGAGUCAGCGAGCAGACGCGUCCCUUUGGUACAAGUUUCCAACACUUUGCGCCUCUAUUCCCGAUGACACUCUGGUGAUAUACACGGCGAUAUCACAGGACGGCCUGGCCCUCUUUGCCAUUGACAACACCGGCAUUCUCCACCGCUCUUGGAACCCAAGCGUGAGGCCAUUUCAAAUUCGAAAAGCCGUUUCCACCUACCUCGGGCUGAUGAACCAGUAUCAAUGCGGAGCCGACAUCAAUGUCCUCAACUUCCUCAGCGCCUACCUCUCGUCGAUAUUCAUCCAGCCCCUCGCGCGCUUCGUGCUUCAAAAGGAGGUCAUCUUCUUUGUUCCCUCGGGCGAUAUGGCCCGCUUCCCGCUGAACACACUGAUGCUCGACGGCCGCUACCUCUUCCCGUGGAAAAAGGUCUGCCAAGUUCCCAGCCUGUCUCUAUAUCAUCACGCCCGCAGCACCGCAACUCUAGAUGGCGAAUUCGCCGCCUCUGCGAUCGCCCGUCCAGGAAGCCUCCGCGAGGAACUGGAUGGCGGCCUCGCGGCGCUCCCCAUGGGCGCAAUCGAAGCACUACACGCCUCUCUCGUGUGCCGCGCGAGCAUCUUCGACGCCACGACGGUGACGCGGGAUCGAUUCCGGGAGCUCCUACAGACAUCUUCCAUCCUGCACAUCUCGACGCACGGCAAGGUCAACUACGAGCGGCCCGGGCACUCGUGGAUCGCGCUGCAGCAGCCCUUCCGCAUCCUGGACCUGGCCAACGUGCGCGCCAAGGUCAGCGCGGUGGUGUUCAGCGCGUGCUUCAGCGGCGCCGGCAUGGCGCAUUCGAGCGGCGACGUGGUGGGCUUCAGCCACGCCGUCUUGGCCACGGGCACCAAGGCGUACGUCGGCGCGCUGUGGAAGGUCAAAGAGGUGUCGACGCUGAUCCAGAUGUUCCUCUUCUACAUCCGGAUGGUGCGGCAGAGUGACGAGAUUUUCUUGUUCCGCGACGCGUGGCACGAGGCGAACGAGACGGUGUUGUCGUUGGAUCUUCCCAGGGCCGUUGAAUUCUUGCGGUCUAUGGCGGCCGAGUGGGACAUUAUGGAGAGGAAAGGGCUCAAUCCGAACGGAUUCGUCAAGGGAGGGAGGGAGGCCGUCACCGAAUCGAUCGAAGAGUUGGGCUUUGAUGGCGCCGACAUUCUCACCGAAUUUCAGCACCCGUUCAUCUGGGCGGCCUUUAACGUCGUUGGAUUCGCGGACUGGGGCAUUCGGAACAACAUCAACCGGUAUUCGCAACCGGCCGGUGAGCCUUGA